Messenger RNA from Etheostoma cragini (Arkansas darter), 1431 nucleotides. RefSeq lists its product as uncharacterized. The record is from RefSeq and is a predicted model, not a curated record. The transcript has 7 exons. The coding region runs from base 61 to 1014 and encodes 317 amino acids. Lineage: Eukaryota; Metazoa; Chordata; Actinopteri; Perciformes; Percidae.
CCCAUCAGUUCACAGACUGACAGUGUAAAGCUGAGAAAGGAUAGAUGAAAAAGCUGCACUAUGGUUAAUAUCAGAUGGAUUAAAGUGUUUUUAUUUCUAAUGAACAUGCUUCAUCUUACAGCAGCGAAUGGACGUUUAUCCCUCAGCUUUGUUGUCGGAGUUGGAGAUGAAUUCACUUUGCCUUGUGAACAUGGGAGACAUGAUCAGGACAAAUGUAACGGUACUUACUGGAUCUUCAGUGAUUCAGGAAGCACGUUGUCAUUGUUGCUGGUGGAGUGUGGGAAGGUUGCUGAAAACGCUACGUCAGACGGACUGAGUGUUACAGAGAACUGUUCUCUGGUUAAAAAGAAGGUCACAGAGAAGGAUGUCGGCCGUUACACCUGCAGACAGUUGGAAUCAGAAGAUGCUCACGUUUACCUGUCUGUUAUCCACAUGACUGAACAGAAGGACACUGAUGAGGUGACGUUGCAAUGCUCUGUGUUGACAUAUGAAUGGUGUAGACACACAGUGGAGUGGCUGUAUGAGGGGAAAGAUGGAGAUAUAAGAUACGCAGAUAUGCAGAAAUCCCACUCUGAGUGCUCAGUUAAUUUGACAUUUCUGACCUCUCCUCUCAAACUGAAGCCAAAGUAUCAUGAGUUGUUGUGUGAAGUGACAGAUGCUGUGACUGAAGAAGUGCAGCUGUUUCCCUUCAGCCCUCAGUCCUUGGGUGUGAAAACAGGUGGUCAGAUAGCAUCUGCAACAACUUUAUUACCAUUAACAAUUGAAAGAGAGACCAACAAAACAGAGCCUGAUACCAGUGGUACUUCAAUAAUACCACAAGGUUGGUUGAGGUUCAUCAUUGUGUCCGUGGGUUUAGCAGCUCUCAUAAUAACUGUUGUGGUGGUCUAUAUAUGGACAAGAGCCAAAGGCAACAAAACCCAGAUGGAUGGCGAUGCUGAGCAUCGUGAUGAAGAUGAAGGUACAGUUACCUAUGAAAACGUUGAAGAACCUUCGGUUUCUAUCAGUCUCCACUGAUCAACAACUUCUACUCGUGAAAAGAAGUGGAAAAAAAAGGACAUUUUAGGAUUAGGCUGUCUCUUAUGUGUUGAGUCUUUACACCUGAAGUCUCGAAGCUUAAGUCUAACCCAUUUAAUAUUUUAGUCUUGAUGUUAUGUUUUCUCAGUGCUUUUAAAGGUUGAGCUUUGCCUGAGUUAUUCAAUAUCUUUGUAUAGACAAUAAAUUAGAAUAAGAGACACUUUUGUCAUUCUUUCAGAUAGAGUUCAGUACUGUACCAAAAAUACAGUUUUUCCCUAGCAGGGGCCCGGUAGGAAGGCAUUCUCUAAGGGCCCCUCCCCACAUCCACCCUGAGGAUAUUUAUACAACAUGUAAUAACAUUUAACAAUAAUAAUUCAUUUUUAUUUAUAACUGUGCUGUAAAUAUGUUCACUGGAGG